AUCACCGGAUUUGGGAUGGGCUGGUUUGUUGACAGGAAGUGUGUGAGGAGGCAUCCCCACCGUACGAGCCUCCGUGCCUGUAGUUUAUACUGACAGACAGCGGUUUUCGUGUUCAGAUAUACCUCGGAGGUAAUGAGGACUUGGAUUAUGUACUUUAAGAUCGACCUGGGGCAAAGAUGCAAUGGAGGUCAGUAGUAGUGGGUCUGGUGGUACUGAGACUCUCUGUAAACUGGGUUCUGUGGCUAGCUUUCGGGCUGGGACCUGAGAUUAGCUCCGGCUUCAACUUCCACCUCGGUUUUAAUUUGCACAAAUUGGACUUGCUGUUCCGCGAGGAAAAGGAAGCCGAUCCGAGCGCUAGCUCUUGGUCCCAAAGAAUCCAGGGUCACAAGUAUGACGAGACGGCGACCACCUGCGCAAAGAUCAGGGAGGAUUCCACCAGCAGGUCCUACCUGAACCUCUUCGAUGGCAACAAGGAUGAGUACGUCCGGAGGUACAGAUCCUUUCCUGACACGCUGAGGGUGAAAAUGAAAGGCAUGGCCAAAGAAAUGUUCUACUUUGGAUACGAGAACUACAUGAAACAUGCCUUUCCCGAGGACGAGCUGAAUCCCAUUGAUUGUGAGGGAAGAGGUCCAGACGUGAUGAACCCGUCGAACAUCAAUAUCAACGACGUCUUGGGGAACUAUUCACUCACACUCAUUGACACCUUAGACACCUUGCUGGUGCUUGGCAAUGUGACAGAGUUCCAGAGAGCCGUCAAACUGGUUAUAGAUACCGUGUCUUUUGACAAGAACUCAACUGUGCAAGUCUUCGAGGCUAACAUCAGGAUCCUUGGAAGCCUUAUCUCAGCACACAUUCUGCUGACUGACUCCAAGCACCCAUUCGGAGAGGUGGGCUUCAAAGAUUAUGAUAAUGAACUUCUGCAUCUGGCUCACGACCUGGCUGUGCGCUUGCUGCCUGCUUUUGAGAACACCAGCACGGGCAUUCCUUACCCCAGGGUGAACCUGAAGACGGGAGUCCCUCAGGACAGCGUCAACGAGACGUGCACCGCAGGAGCCGGGUCCCUGCUGGUGGAGUUUGGCAUUCUGAGUCGCCUGAUUGGGGAUUCAACGUUUGAAUGGGUGGCGAGGCGAGCCGUCAGAGCUCUGUGGAAUCUGAGAAGCAACGAAACUGGUCUGUUGGGAAAUGUCAUUAACAUCCAAACAGGCCAGUGGGUUGGCAAGCAGAGUGGGCUUGGAGCUGGAAUGGACUCUUUUUAUGAGUAUUUGCUUAAAUCCUACAUCCUAUUUGGUGAGAAAGAGGAUUACCGGAUGUUUAAAGCUGCUUAUGAGAGCAUUCAGAACCACCUGAGAAGAGGGCGUGAGUCUUGCAAUGAAGGUGAGGGUGACCCGCCUCUCUAUGUUAAUGUGAACAUGUUUAGUGGUGAGAUUAUGAACACGUGGAUCGACUCCCUUCAGGCCUUCUUUCCUGGGCUGCAGGUGCUGAACGGGGAUAUUGAUGAUGCCAUUUGCCUGCAUGCCUUCUACUAUGCCAUCUGGAAGCGCUUUGGGGCGCUGCCAGAGAGAUACAACUGGCAGCUCAAAGCCCCCGAUGUGUUAUUUUACCCUUUAAGACCAGAGCUGGUGGAGUCCACCUACCUGCUGUACCAGGCAACAAAAAAUCCUUUCUAUCUGCAUGUUGGAAUGGAUAUUCUCCAGAGCCUGGAGAAAAAUGCCAAAGUCAGAUGCGGAUAUGCCACACUCCACCAUGUUGUGGAUAAAUCCAAAGAGGAUCGCAUGGAGAGCUUUUUUCUCAGUGAAACCUGCAAAUACCUUUAUCUUCUAUUUGAUGAGGACAACCCACUGCACAAAUCCGAUAACAAAUAUAUCUUCACUACAGAAGGUCAUGUUGUGCCUAUAGACAAGCGCUUCAGGGAGAAGCAGUGGAACGACUUGUCUCCAUGCGAAGAGGGAACGCUGGCAGGAACAGAAACAAGCAACCGGCCGCCUCUGAGCAACGUCAGCAACUGCAACAGGAUACCAGAGGAGCGUCGAUAUGCUCUGCCAUUAAAGAGUGUCUACAUGAGGCAGAUUGAUCAUAUGGUGGGAGUGUUUUGACAAAAAAAGAAAAGAUGUGGGGACACUUUAUUGACAUAUAUACAUGUCAAACAUGUAUAUAUGGAGAGGAGGAGUUCCUCAGUUCAGAGUCUUCGUACCAUCUAUUUCUCAGAUCUGGAUCUAGACAGGAAAUGGACAGUAAUGAAUCAUGAGAAGACAAGACUGUAUUAAAGUAAAUAGUUUUUGGUUUAAAGAAUGAUGCAUAUAAAGGUGACAAGUCCAAGGUCAGGAAAAUUAGUUGUGAUUGUUAGUUUUUGUCUGACCUGAGGUUAAAAGGGUUUUAGACAAACUGAGAUAUCUGGUCAAGUACUUGUGGGUAAACUUUGCACAUGUGUUUUGAUUGAAACUACAGCAGAGCUGAGAGUCUUGACAAAAAAGCAUCUGAUAAUAAGGUCAGUGCCAUUAACCUCACAUUAAUUCAGUGCAUAGCCUAUAAACAAAUGUUGACCUUUGAGCAAGCUGCUCUCUAAACCUGAGAAUUAGUGCCUCUUUUUUAAGUUGACAUACUUGAUUAGAUCAGUGCUAUUAUGUAAGGGCUAUGAGAUAGAAAUUAUUAAAAGAGCUGCUUUUCACUCCAGAUAUUUUUUAAUCAAACAGCAUUACUGCAAUACUCUGGUUUUAUUUCUCCCAAGUAAAAAAAAAUCCCAAAACUGGAGAUGCACCAAUCAGAGCCUCAUGGCAGACUAAUAUAGCUUUUUAGCCAAUUCUAAUUUCUCUUUAAGAUUUUAAAAUAUAUAGGAACAAAGGUCUUUUUUUUCUAACUUUGUUAGAAUAAUUUGUGAUUUCACAUUGUUUCCAACAUGUGAAAUCACAAAUUAUUAAUUUUCUGAGCAAAGGCAAUAUGACUGUGUUGUAUGAGAGGGUAAUCUCUGAGUUCCCUUAGAGAACAUAGAUUCUUAUCUUAAUUGUUAUAUUUCCAGAAAGGCUGCACACAUUACUAAAUGUAACUUUUUUUUAUUACACGUUUGAAAGCUACAGGGGACAAACAGAACCACUUUGCUGUACUCUGGUCAAGCUUCCUGCUCUUCCCCAUUUAUUUGAAAUGGCUCUUUACAACUUUUAUACUUCCUCUGACUUCAAUUUUGACCACCUGCUGAUAAUAGUUAAACUUCUUCAAUCAGUAAUUGCAUGCACACACUGGGAGAGCUCGGAAACAGAUCUGGUUUUUGACUGGUCACCAGUCAGUUCUCUAAAAUCUUCUUAAUUGGGUUGCCAAUCAAGUUCUUGGUGCAUCUCUACUAAAAUGCUAAUGCAUAUCUGGGCAGAGGCAGAAAGUCUGGGGAGUAAACUGUAUUUUUGCCUUUGACUCAUGUUUGACAAUACUGAGAAAAUACAAUAUUGAGAUAAUCAAGUGUUAAUCUUUCAAACUUUUAAUGACUCUAUGUCUUAGAAAGGGCAAAUAGAGGCUUUAUGCCCCCAUGAGAAUGAGGUUCAGGACUGACUCUUUAAGUGCCUUCUAUUUGUCUUAGCAUUUCUGGAUGCUAUGUGGUGUAUAUUAGACGUGGAUAACAUUUUUGAACAUAUUUUAUUGCCACUUGUGAUAUUGCACAAAUGUUUCAUUCCAUGUUUAUCUGUGGUUCUUUUAGCCAUCACAAGCCAUAAGAUGUCUUUUAAAUGCUAAGUUUGUAUUGGUGACAAUUCUGCUGCGUUGUUUAUGAUUUGUACUUGUACAGAAGAGACUGAAGCUGUUUCUUUUAGUGCACUUCAUACCUGUCAUGUGGUUAAAAACUCAGGGUUUAUUAGAAAUGCAAAAAUCAGUGAAUGCUUUUGUAAGAAAUAAAAUUGUAAUGUUGCCUACUAUUUUUAAUUUUAUUAUCGUUUCCAACAUCAAAUAUCGUUCACAAUACUGAGAUACAUUUCUAUGCAAAAUUACUCAAUAUAACUUACAAACGUAUUAAAUAUUAGAUACAUCGAAAUCAUCUUUCUGUUGCUGUGUAAUUCUGUGCGGUCUUUGUUUAGGCUUGCUUUCCUUUGGUUUGGUCUUUUGUGACAAAUACCCAGGUCACGUCUCACAUAUUCAGAAGUGGCUGUGGCUCCGGUUACACCUAACUCCACCUUUUCUCACAGAAAAGUAGAACCUUUUCCAUAGAUAUCUGCAUUACUACUGCUUUCCUUCAGGAUGUGAUGCAAUCACACGUAGUUCUCAGAAGUGGUCAAAGGUCAUCAGAACAAGGUCAUAAAGGGCGACUUUGAUGCAUUGGAAAACAGAUGCACCUCCCAUUCUGGUGAAUUUUGUGUGGGAGGCAAAUACAGAUGCAGAGACUUGCAAAAUUAUUUUUCAUCACAUUUUAUAUCUU
Molecule: messenger RNA, 4390 nt
Organism: Gambusia affinis (western mosquitofish)
Lineage: Eukaryota; Metazoa; Chordata; Actinopteri; Cyprinodontiformes; Poeciliidae
Gene: edem1
Product: ER degradation enhancer, mannosidase alpha-like 1
Exons: 12
Coding region: 177-2093 (638 amino acids)
Biological process (GO): endoplasmic reticulum mannose trimming; mannose trimming involved in glycoprotein ERAD pathway; carbohydrate metabolic process
Cellular component (GO): endoplasmic reticulum; membrane
Molecular function (GO): calcium ion binding; mannosyl-oligosaccharide 1,2-alpha-mannosidase activity
Source: RefSeq, a predicted model, not a curated record